Peniophora sp. CBMAI 1063 is the source of this 2232-nucleotide messenger RNA. The record is from the annotation of a GenBank genome assembly. Lineage: Eukaryota; Fungi; Basidiomycota; Agaricomycetes; Russulales; Peniophoraceae.
AUGAACGGCUCUUUCUACCACACUGGGAACCACUGCCGUUGCGAUCUGGCCAAUGAAGCACAACUCUGUGACCUCUAUCGCGACCAUGCGCAAUCUACGGAUGGUCUUUGGACUGGACCUGUGCCAGUUACCGAAUGGAGGAAACACUUCUUGCCUCCGACAAGCAAUGUCGCCACACGUCAUGUCGACUUCACGUCGGUCCCCAGAGAGAAUGGCCAAGCCAAGUUUGGAGAUUGUAUCCGCGAGAGUGGCCUCUGCAAGACUAUCUUUCCCCGCGCCGCACACGACGUGCACGGUAAAGACCACGUUGGCGACAUGUAUCACUCGCUCGACUUCACACUUCUCUCCCAAGAUCUGGCGAUGGACCACUCCAGCCGCCGGACGCGCGAUGAGCUUCUGAGCUCUACUCUGGCAUUCGGCGCGCUCACGUCCGAUGACUUCGAUCCCUGUGCUUUCGGCGACGGAAAGCCAGACACCGACAGGGCCGCAAGCAUGCGAGGAAGACUUGCCGCUACGGUACAAGCCAUUGCCGCGAACUCGCAUCGUAUGGCUGUCUACGCCUUUGUGCUCAUGCCUGAGCUCGGCCGCCUCACGCGUUUCGACCACACCGGUGUUGUAUACUCCGAGCUAUUCGCAUGGCGCACUUCGGGCGAUCUCGCAGAGUUCCUCGUGAGCUUUGACGACAUGUCUGCUGCCGAGCGCGGUUGCGACAUGUCAGUUGCGCCCAUCGCACCCGACUCUGAAGAAGUCCUGCGGGCCAAAGAGAUCCUCGCACGCUGCGACACUCUACCGCCAGGCGUGAAGAAGUCCGCCGUCAUCCCUCCCAACCAUCAGGGCUAUCUGUCCCUCAUGCACGUUUAUGACGAUGAAGCGGAGAAGUUUCAUCGUGUCGUCGUGCAUCGCGCAAUAUCAUCUGCCGAAUGCUUCACCGGUCGCGCGACGCGCGGUUUCUACGGCGUGGACCUCGACGAUGAGGGCGUAGUCUACGCCAAGGAUACCUGGCGAAUUCAAACGUCAAGCACGGAGCCGGAGGCUGCGACGUACAAGAGAUUGGGCAAGAAGGAUAUACCGCGGCUCGCAGGCUUCUAUCUAGGGGGCGAUGUACCGCUCAACACUCCAACAAUGUCUUCUCCUUCCCCGCAGACAAAGGCAGCUGUCGUCUAUCAAACAACGGACUGUACAUACGACAUUGUCACGACGCAUCCCGAGUAUAGUCGGUCAGGCGAUGCUCCCGGCAAGAAGAUGCGUCUAUACGUUCACCACCGCCUAUUAUUCAAACACAUCGGACGUCCUUUGAGGGCUUUCAAAAGCACUCGUCAGCUGUGUAUCGCCUUGCUUGACGCAAUUGAGGCACAUGGCAAGGCGUGCGAAUCAGCCCAGGUUCUUCAUCGUGACAUAAGCGGCGGCAACAUCCUUAUAGACAAGGACGGUCGUGGCAUGCUCAUUGACUGGGAUAUGUGUGUAUGGCUUGAAAACAAGAAUGAAGUUGAACGAGUUGGACAGAAGAUUGGUACUUGGCGCUUUAUAUCGGCCCAUUUAUUGCAAGGCUCGAAACCUCGGCAACACUUGUUGUGCGACGACCUCGAAUCCUUCGUGCACGUUCUCUUCUACCACGUCUUCAGGUUCAGGCCCAUCAGGCCCGACGCACCCGAGAGGAAGAAGUUGCUUGCCGGCUUGCACGACGUAUUCGAUCUCGCCCUGCCGGCGGGACAAUCGGACGUCGUGGGAAGUUUGGACAAACCGAAAGUGCUCCUUGGCGAUGGUCCUUUCUCCUCCGAAUUCGUCGCGGAGCAUGUAAAGCCACUCGCGCUGUCCGCUCUGAUGAACGACGUACGUCAAGCGUUCGCCCCCCUAUACAAGUCGAAACCACUGGUGGAUCUUGCGGGUCGGGAUCUUCAUCCCGAGAUGGCGCAACAGUACAGGGACGAGUUGGCGACGUGUCAGCAGCGUCUGCAAUCAUCCAACUACGUCGCAUCACGAUUCCGACACUGGCUACACCAUUAUCACAUGCCCGAGUAUCCAGAGCUAGAUUGGCUACCGGAUGACUGCGCGGUCGACCAGUAUCAAACCUGUGCACCAAACCGCGGAGAAAUCCUCGACAAUUCGCGCUCCAGCCGCAAACGUAUGAGCGACACCGAAGGCGAGACGACACCCGCAGCAAAAGCUCGUCGUCUCUCUGCCGAUAAGAAUGCAUCGGCUGGUGCAUCUGCUCGUUCACGUCGAGGACGUUGA